Molecule: messenger RNA, 1616 nt
Organism: Hydra vulgaris (swiftwater hydra)
Lineage: Eukaryota; Metazoa; Cnidaria; Hydrozoa; Anthoathecata; Hydridae
Source: RefSeq, a predicted model, not a curated record
GUAAUAAUAAAAUUAUAAUAUGGUCUACUUUUGUUCUGUAUUUGGAUGUUCAAAUCGUUCAAAUCGUGAAAAGGGAAAAUCUUUUUUUCGUUUACCAAAAGUAGCUUGCAAUCAAGGCGAUGAUGGUAAGAUUUUAUCAAAAGAACGUAGAGAAAAAUGGAUAAAUGCCAUAAACAGAGUUGGUAACUAUCCUGAUAUCCUCCACACUCAAUUUGCAGUGAUCAUUUUAUUACAGGAAAACCUGCUUCUCUUUUCUCACAGAAUGAUCCUAAUUGGGUUCCAUCCUUAAAUAUGGGGCACAAAAAGUUUAAGUUUGAGGUUGAGAAACCUAGAGAAAGAUACUUACGACACAAAAAUUGUUCAUUGUUAAAAAGUCGAAAUGAUUCUAUGUCUUGUAGAAACAGCAUCACUAUUUUAAACCCUUCUGAAGAUUCAAUCAUAGAUUUUCAAAUAGAGAAUUUUAAAAGGAGUGAAUCAAUUGUCUCAGAAAGUGUUACAAUAGAUUGUGAAAACUUAGUAGAUGCGAGUGUUCAAACUGAUAUGACUGUCAAAAAUAUCAAUCAAAUAGAAACUGAGUUUAUAUAUAAAAACAAACUUAAUUAUAAUUUGCGUGCAAAUUUAGUCAAACUCCAUGUGGGAACUAUUGAAUGGUUUGAUACCGAUUCAAAAGUAACAUUUUACACUGGAUUGCCAAAUUUGAAAAUUUUAUGUUGUUUAUUUAACUUCUUAAAGCCUCUUAUAACUGAAAAUGAGAACUCAGUUUUAUCAUACUUUGAAGAAUUUUCUUUGACGCUUAUGAGAGCAUGCGUUUAAAUCUAUCUAUUAGAGACCUUGCUUAUAAGAAUUGCGUUUAAAUCUAUCUAUUAGAGACCUUGCUUAUAUAUUUGAAACUUCAAAAUCGACCUCAUCAAAAGUAUUUUUAAGAUGGAUUGACAUUAUGUACUUCAGAAUGAAACAUUUAUUUAAAUGGCCUGCUCGCAAUGAGCUUAUAGAAACUAUGCCUUUAUGCUUCAGAAAAUAUUUUGAAACAAAAGUGGCUGUGAUAAUUGAUUGCUUUGAAAUACUCAUAAAUAAACCAUCUAAUUUAUGCGCAAGAGCAGCAACUUGGUCACAGUACAAACUUCACAAUACUGUUAAAUUCUUAAUAGGUGUAAGCCCACAAGAUGUGAUAACAUUUGUUUCUAAAGCUUGGGGAGGAUGUGUUAGCGAUAAAUACCUAACAGAGCGUUGUUCAAUUUUAAAAAACAUUCUUCCUGGAGAUGUUAUUUUAGCUGAUAGAGGUUUUAACAUUUCUGUUAGUGUUGGUUUUUAUUGUGGGGAGCUAAAGAUUCCAGGAUUUACAAAAGGAAAGUUACAACUGACUUGUUCAGAUGUAGAAACAACCCGGAAAAUUGCCUCUGUUCGAGUACACGUUGAGAGAGUUAUUGGAUUGUUACAUAACAAAUAUAAAGUUCUGCAAAGUAUUAUGCCAUUAGAUUACUUAUAUACUAAAGAUUCUGGAUUAUGCACAAUAGACAAAAUUGUUAUUGUUUGUUCUCCUUUGAUAAAUAUAUGUGAUUCAAUUAUUCCUGUGGAAUAAUUUUUUAAAAUUUAACAGGAUUGAAUAAUUAAUUGAA